AUGUCGGCCAACCAGAACAAAGAGGUCUACGCCGUUGACGAUGCCGUUGAUGACGCCAGCAAGGGUCACUCCGAGCAUCUUGAGAGCGGAGUCGACCUUGCGUAUGAGAAGAAGAUGAUGCGAAAGAUUGAUAUCCGCCUUCUGCCUAUCCUAGGUAUCUUGUAUUCGGUCUCUUUGAUAGACCGUACAAACAUGUCGAACGCUGCAGUAGCUGGCAUGAGGGACGAGCUGGAACUGAAAAUCGGGGAUCGUUACUCAAUCGCAUUGCUGAUCUUCUUCAUUCCCUAUCUCCUCUUUGAACUUCCGAGCAACAUCGUACUCCGUCGUGUCGGCGCCGCGAAAUGGCUGGGCACAAUAGUUAUGCUUUGGGGCGGUGUCAUGAUCGGGAUGGGGUUUGUGAAGGAUUGGAGAGUAUUGGUUGUGUGUCGAGCGAUUCUGGGGUUGUUUGAAGCAGGCUUCUUCCCGGCAUGUGUGUAUUUGAUUUCGUCGUGGUAUGUGAGGUAUGAGGUGCAGAAGCGACUUGCCGCAUUCUACCUCAUCUCCUCAAUGAUCGGAGGUUUCUCGUCAAUCUUAGCAUAUGGGUUGAUGCAGAUGGAUGGACUGGGUGGCCUUGGCGGCUGGCGAUGGAUUUUCAUCAUUGAGGGUAUAAUCACAUGCGUGUGUGCGGCCUGCGCCUACGUCUUUAUCAUUGAUUUCCCAGACAAGCUCCUCCAGCACCGAAAGCCAUUCUUGACACCCCGAGAUGUGGAGCUCGUAAAAGCCCGAAUUGACCGUGAUCGUGACGACUCGGAAGCAGAUCCUCUGACGUGGGCAAAAGUCGGGUUACAUCUAUCAGACUGGAAACUAUGGCUCUACUCUAUUCUCUUCAUGAAUGCCACUGUUGCUGCAUACGCUUUCCCGUUCUUCAUGCCCAUCAUCCUCCAGAUCGGAAUGGGCUACACUGCGGGAAUGGCCCAAAUCCUCUCCGCCCCACCAUACCUCUCUGCCGUCGCCGUUGCCCUAGUGCUCGCCUGGCUCUCUGACAAGACCCGUCUUCGUGCGCCCUUCAUCGUUAUAGGAAAUGUCCUGGUCGUUGUCGGCCUUUCCAUGACCGCCUACCACAAAAACAACGGAGUCCGCUACCUCGGAAUCUUUAUCGGUAUGGCGGGGGCUCAAUCAAACAUUCCAGCCGUGCUCACGUACCAAGCCAAUAACAUCAGAACAAACUCAAAGAGAAGUGUUGGGUCCGCGCUCCAGAUUGGGUUCGGAGGCGUUGGGGGUAUCUAUGCCAGCACGGUGUUCAGAGAGAAGGAUCUGCCACGGUACCUUAACGGGCUGUGGGCAACCAUGGCGUGCCAGCUCUCCACCAUUUUGUUUUUGGGGAUUUUCACGCUGUACUUCAAGAGGAAGAACAAGCAGCACAGGGAAGGGACGCUGACAAGGCCCCUUGAAGGACACGAGGACUUUACGUACACUAUCUAA
Molecule: messenger RNA, 1461 nt
Organism: Morchella importuna
Lineage: Eukaryota; Fungi; Ascomycota; Pezizomycetes; Pezizales; Morchellaceae
Exons: 7
Coding region: 1-1461 (486 amino acids)
Biological process (GO): transmembrane transport
Cellular component (GO): membrane
Molecular function (GO): transmembrane transporter activity
Source: RefSeq, a predicted model, not a curated record